This is a messenger RNA of Mollisia scopiformis, 1275 nucleotides long. RefSeq lists its product as uncharacterized. The coding region runs from base 145 to 1161 and encodes 338 amino acids. The transcript is spliced from 2 exons. The record is from RefSeq and is a predicted model, not a curated record. Lineage: Eukaryota; Fungi; Ascomycota; Leotiomycetes; Helotiales; Mollisiaceae.
UUGUGUAUUGCGAUUGUGGUGUUUGCAUCGAGUGGUCCGAAGACGGGGAGUACGAAUGCUGCUCAAGGUUUUGCUAUAAUCUCUGUGAGUAGUUGCGUAUGUAAAGUGUCAGGAAGCUGGAGCUGACGAUUAUUGUAGGCGAUAAUGUCGAUCGCGUACGUCACACUUCAUAUGGUUGCGGCAAAACAUAAUGAUCCUGUUGGAAUCACAAGGCCUCCGGAGUUGAGGCUUCAUGCUGCUUGCUUUAUAAUGGCGAGACUGGCGUUGGUUGCGUGGUUCAUGGCCUUUAUUGCAUCGUGUGUUGUCAUAUCAAAGCCGGAAGCUUGCUUGGUCGAGAGUCAGGCGUGUCAAACUCAAGUCGCGGAUGUCGUUGCGUCGCUGGUAGCAUUUGUCGCCAUGGGAAUAGUUCUUACAGCACUCGAAGCCUGCAAAUAUCCCUUCCAGAUACCCGACUUCCUGCACAUAUCAAGAAGAUUUACAUACCGAGUCAGUGCCUUCGCAGAAGAUCUCCUGGAUAGAAGUGUGUCACGGACCUCAUCGCUUCGUGGCCACAGUGAGAAAAGUAAAGCAAGCAGCCAGAAGUCGAGCGUAGAUGAGAAACCUUUGCCCAAGCCGCCGUCAGAUAUCAGCGAUGUAUCACCAACACGACCAAUUACACCGUUGUUGCCUAUGGCAAAACCAGCAAGGUCAGCAUCGACCACCUCGAAAGGUUGGGGAGAAGAGUGGACACACCUAGUGAGAGAAAUGAACGACGGAAAUCCAGAAAAGAGCGGCGCUAAGAACUCGUUGGAUUCUGCCAUCUCACUCACCUACGACAGCUCAUCGGGGUAUGUGAGCUCAUCAGAACGAAGCUCACAUACACGCAUGAGCUCAUACGCAUCAACAUACAGACGAUCAGCCAUUAUUGAGGGAGGCGCAUAUGUAACUGCUUCGCGGCGAACAGGUGUGGAAAUGAACGCAUACGCUUCGGGGUCCAGACGUGCGCCAGUCGCCAGGAGGCCACGUCCAAGAGUGGUGACGCCGAGCAGUAGUAUAAGCAACAUCUCUCGUCGAUCACCACUUUCCACCAUGAGGUUGGUGGACUUUCACGUGACUGCAGUAUCUGCUAACACUUUCCCAGAUCUGCCGAGUUCCCAGAGAUGGUUGUCCGACCAGACUUGAGAUACUAUCCACCCAGAAUUUCAUCACAGCAUGAAUGGAUUCCGUCAAGGUCGUCUUCAAUCUCGGCACUUAUGCCAAUAGCAGAUGUGCAGCGCCUCCGACGAACAUCCAUGA